Archocentrus centrarchus (flier cichlid) is the source of this 1456-nucleotide messenger RNA. It is a transcript of the gene tmem205, whose product is annotated as transmembrane protein 205. The record is from RefSeq and is a predicted model, not a curated record. The transcript is spliced from 4 exons. NCBI's taxonomy places the organism in Eukaryota, Metazoa, Chordata, Actinopteri, Cichliformes, Cichlidae. The coding region runs from base 145 to 711 and encodes 188 amino acids.
GUGCAGGCAAGAUAAAUUGACAGAGGAAGCGCCUAGUGACCUGCUGGACCUCGGAGUGUUUUAACUUUCUUGGUUUGUGCUCUUUUUCUCGGAUUAACGCAGAAGAAAGGAAAACAGCAGGUCUGUUUUUUGAAAGGUGGCACCAUGGUGACAGAGGGGGAGCCAACCGAUCUUGUCAAAGUGUUGCACCUCCUGGUUCUCGCUUUCUCCUGGGGCAUGCAGCUCUGGGUUACCUUCAUUGCAGGUUUUAUGCUGGUUCGGCAGGUAACCCGGCACACCUUCGGCCUGGUGCAGAGUAAGCUCUUUCCAGUAUACUUCUAUUGCCUGCUGGGAAGUAACUUUGUCAGCCUGGCUGUGUAUGCUGUGUACCACCCAAGAGAGUUGCUGGACUGGCAUGAAAGUGUGCAGAUGCUUCUGUUCUUCGUGGCACUGAUCACGGCAGGUCUGAACGCUCAGUGGUUUGGCCCGGAGACUACUGAGCUGAUGUUCCAGAUGAGGGAGGUGGAGAAGGAGCACGGCCUUGGUGAAGAGAUCGGCCUGGGCAGUCAGAAAGAGGCUUAUGCCAAACUCAAAGAGCAGGACCCAAAGUACAAAGCCUACAGGAGCAAGUUUGGCAGUUACCAUGGGUUGUCCAGUCUCUGCAACCUGAUAGGGUUCCUCUGUACCACAACUAAUUUGAUCUACACAGCUCUGAAUUUAUCCACCAUUUAAAUACAAUGUUUUGUGUUUUGGUUUAUGAAAUAACCAAAAAGUCCUGCACACUCUUGUGUGCUUAUCUAGCAGUGUUUCUGGUUGUGAGUGUGAGGACCAGAACAUUGAAAAGUGAGUACAUAUUGUGAGCAGUAUGCAGGAUUUGUUGGUCCUUUUUAUGGUCACUUUAUGAUAUAAUGCACCCACUCAUGUCUCCACAAGUGGAAGAAUUUUAGUAAAAGAAAAUCAUCUCACCAUCUAUUUCUGUAUCAUGUCAGUAUUGUAAAUGAAUAAUGUGACAUUAUGCAAAUUUAAUUACACAUAAUUUUUGCAUCACUUCGUCUGCCCAAAGUGUCCUUAUGUGGAAAAACUGUUUCCGGUGAGUAUCCAGAACUCACCAUGUGCUGUUCACUGCUCCUCUGGCUGUCAGUUAAGUGAUUUUGAUCUAGUCAGUCACAAAAUACAAUAAUUUUUUAUUAUUUUUUUUUAAACAAUUUUAUAUAUAUUUCUUUCAGUGUAGCUGAUUAUUUCUCAUGAUCAGGAAAAAACAAAUCAAUUCCCCAAAUUUCAGGAAGCAAUGUACAUCUAUGCCCAGCAGGGGGUGAUAUUUAGACCUUUCAGCUCCAUUGCUGCACACAGCAUAUAAACGCUGCAUAUCACGUGUAGCUUGCCUUUCUUGAUAUUGUAAUGCAUUUUAAAUUUGUCACCACUGUUCAACGAACACUAUGACUGGAUGAUUAAAGUGUUUUGAUUUUUUUCCAUUUGA